AUGUACGCGACCUUGGUCAACUCCUGGGACUCUUCCCCAACCUACACCACCACCGACGACCUCCCGCCCCCUUCUCCCACCCAGAUCCGUCUGCGCGUCCUCGCAGCCGGCGUCCACCGCCUCGUCUUGUCCCGCGCCGCGGGCAGGCAUUACACCUCCACAACCCUGCCUCACCUUCCCGGCGCCGACGGCGUGGGCGAAGACCCGGCCACAGGCCAGCGCUACUACUUCACCGCGCUCAUGACCGGCUCCUUUGCAGAGUUCGUCAACGUCGAGCGCAGCCUCGUCGCACCGCUGCCGGAGACCGCCGACCCCGUCGCGGUCGCUGCGUUCACGAACCCCGCCAUGAGCAGCUGGAUGGCGUUCGCCGCGCGGACGGGGUCCCAGAAGCCCGGUUUCUCGGUCGCUAUUCUGGGCGUCACGAGCGCGAGUGGACGAGUCGCGGUGGAUGUUGCCCACGCAAAGGGCGCGGGACGCAUAGUGGGGAUCGCGAGAAACGCCGCAGCGAUGGCGGAGAUGGCACUCGACGAGAGCAUCGUCCUCGCGGGCAGCGAAACGGAUUGGUCGAAGCUGGGCGAGGUGGACGUCGUGCUGGAUUACGUCUACGGGCCUUCUGCCGUCGAUCUACUCAAGGCGUUGCCCAAGUCUGAGAAGGAGGUACAGUUUGUUCACAUCGGCUCCGUGUCCGGCGACGGAGAUGUCAGUCUCCCCGGGGCCAUCUUGAGAGGAAAGAGAGUUGCGAUUCGUGGUGCUGGCCCAGGGAGCUGGACCAUGAAAGAGUAUGCAAAGGAGCUCGAGGGGAUGGUGGGUGUGAGUUCGGGAUUGAAGGCGAACGAUGCCAUCACGUUUGGGUUCAAAGAUGUUGAGAAAGGAUGGAAGGAAGCUGGAGGGAAGAAGAGAGUGGUUUUUGUCAGUGAAGAUAUGUUGAGCUCCUAA
This is a messenger RNA of Colletotrichum graminicola M1.001, 936 nucleotides long. RefSeq names its product quinone oxidoreductase. NCBI's taxonomy places the organism in Eukaryota, Fungi, Ascomycota, Sordariomycetes, Glomerellales, Glomerellaceae. The transcript has a single exon. Gene Ontology annotation, molecular function: oxidoreductase activity. The record is from RefSeq and is a predicted model, not a curated record. The coding region runs from base 1 to 936 and encodes 311 amino acids.